Molecule: messenger RNA, 1302 nt
Organism: Diaporthe citri
Lineage: Eukaryota; Fungi; Ascomycota; Sordariomycetes; Diaporthales; Diaporthaceae
Exons: 3
Coding region: 1-1302 (433 amino acids)
Molecular function (GO): RNA binding
Source: RefSeq, a predicted model, not a curated record
AUGGCGAGGACAGCAGAGUCAGCCGCCCUCAAAGCAGAGAAGUCAUCGAAGAAGCGCAAGCUCAGCGACGUUGAGGACCCUGUCGAUCAGCAGGAAGCCGACGACAAAGCAGCGCGUAAGGCUGCUAAGAAGGCGAAGAAGGAGGCCAAGGCAAAGGAAUCAGGCGAGCCACUCGCAAGCGACAAGAAAGAGAAAAAGGAAAACAAGGACAAGAAGACCAAGAAGACGAAGUCUGAGCCCCAAACUCCCAGCGAGGAGGACGCAGUGAACGAAGAUGCUGCGAAGAUAGAGAAGAAGAAGAAAAAGGCCGAGAAGGCACAGAAGAAGCUCGAAGACGCGGGCAAGAAGCCCAAGGGAGAGAAGAAGGCUUCCAAGAAGUCCAAGGAGCAGGCUGAGGAAGACGAGGGACAGGAGCCCGAAGAUGCAGACGAACCUGAGGAUGAGUCUGCCGAGCAAGAGGAAGGCGCAGCGAAGCGCGAGAAGUUUAUCUGCUUCAUUGGCAACCUCCCCUUCACAGCGACCAAGGCCGACGUGGAGGCGCACUUCGCGUCGCUCAAGCCGAGCGCGGUGCGGCUGCUGACGGAGAAGGGCAGCGGCGGCAAGUCGCGGGGCAUCGCGUUCGUCGAGUUCGACAACUACAGCCACAUGAAGACGUGCCUGGCCAAGUUCCACCACACCGAGUUCGCGGAUCCGCAGGGCGGCGAGGCGCGGCGCAUCAACGUCGAGCUCACGGCGGGCGGCGGCGGCAAGACGGCGGCGCGCAGGGACAAGAUCACGGCCAAGAACGCGAAGCUCAACGAGGAGCGCGCGCGCCGCAUCCAGGCCGAGGAGGAGGCCAAGGCCCUGGAGGGCAAGGGGAAGUCGAAGAAGAAGGACAAGGAGGGCGGCGCCGCCGCGGAGGAGGAGUCGCAGCAGCCCGAGCAGCAGGACGAGGACUGGGUCCACCCUAGUAGGAGGGCGCAGAUGAACUCUGGCGAGGCCGACGAUGCGGACGACUUUGACAGCGGCACCCGGGGCGGGCGAGGCGGUCGCGGGGGCAGGGGUGGCCGUGGAGGCCGCGGAGGUCGUGGGGGACGUGACAGUUCUGCGAGUGAGGCGCGGACGAUCAAAGUUAGCCGCUCCUCGGACGACACCGGGCGCUCAGUCUGCAUACACUCUAUUCCUGGCUCAAUCUCAACAGCAGCGGGGGAUACUUCGGCGCAGGAGAAGAAGCCCUCGAUUAAAGUUGCCCAGUCGCGCAGCUCCGAAGUGGCAGGCAAGCUGCGCACAGUGGCCCUGAUGCGCCACGACGUGGUGAGGUGA